Vitis vinifera (wine grape) is the source of this 1657-nucleotide messenger RNA. Its product is annotated as phloretin 4'-O-glucosyltransferase. The transcript has a single exon. Bases 32 to 1429 code for a protein of 465 amino acids. Gene Ontology annotation, molecular function: UDP-glycosyltransferase activity. Lineage: Eukaryota; Viridiplantae; Streptophyta; Magnoliopsida; Vitales; Vitaceae. The record is from RefSeq and is a predicted model, not a curated record.
GGCCACACAAACACAAUCCUCAGUCACAGCAAUGGGGCAGCACCACUUCCUCAUUAUAUCACUUCCACUGCAAGGCCACAUCAACCCAGCCCUCCAAUUCGCCAAGCGCCUGAUCAGAACCGGCGCCCACGUCACCUUCGCCGUCUCCGUCUCCGCUCAUCGCCGCAUGCCCAAAGGUCCAACCCUCCCCGGUUUAACCCUAGUUCCCUUCUCCGAUGGCUAUGAUGAUGGGAUCAAGCUCGAAGAUCAUGCCCAACACUAUUUGUCCGAGAUCAAGCGUUGCGGAUCAGAAACCCUCAGGCGGAUCACUGCAAUAAGCUCUGACCAAGGCCGACCAGUUACUUGCUUAGUGCACACCAUGCUCCUUGCUUGGGCGGCAGAGCUGGCGCGUAGCCUUCAGCUUCCGUCUGCGCUACUUUGGAUUCAGAGCGCCACUGUUUUCAUCAUAUUCCAUCAUUACUUCGAUGGCUAUGGUGAUGUGGUUGGAAACUGCAGCAAUGAGGGUUCAGAUCCAAUUGAGUUACCGGGGCUUCCAAUGCUACUGUCUAGCCGUGAUAUUCCGUCCUUUUUUCUCUCUUCAAACAUAUAUGCUUCAUGGAUCCCAGCAUUUCAAGAGGACAUGGAGGCACUAAGGCAAGAGACGAACCCCAAAGUGCUGGUGAACACCUUCGACGCACUGGAGGCCGAGGCGCUACGAGCUGUGGAUAAGGUUAAAUUGAUUGGAAUUGGACCUUUGGUCCCAUCUGCUUUCUUGGAUGCAAACGAUCCAUCUGAUUCUUCUUUUGGAGGAGAUAUUUUCCAAGAUCCGAGCAACUGCAUCGAUUGGUUGAACUCCAAGCCCAAGUCAUCAGUCGUUUAUGUAUCGUUUGGGACACUUUGUGUUUUGUCAAAGCAACAAAUGGAGGAGAUUGCACAUGCUUUACUACACAGCGGCAGGCCUUUCUUGUGGGUAAUAAGAUCAGCGUCCGAAAACGGAGAAGUAGAAGAAGAGAAGCUGAGUUGCAGAAAAGAGUUGGAAGAGAAAGGGAUGAUAGUGGUUUGGUGUCCUCAGUUGGAUGUUUUGUCACAUCCAUCAUUGGGAUGUUUCAUUACACAUUGUGGGUGGAACUCAACGUUAGAGUGCCUAGCUUCUGGAGUUCCAGUUGUGGCAUUUCCCCAAUGGACGGAUCAAGGGACCAACGGGAAGCUGAUUGAAGAUGUGUGGAAGACAGGCGUUCGGGUGACAGCGAAUGAGGAGGGAAUAGUUGAAGGCGAGGAGAUCAAGCGGUGCUUGGAAGUCGUCAUGGGAGGUGGAGAAAGAGGCGAAGAAUUGAGAAGGAAUGCUGGGAAAUGGAAGGAUUUGGCAAGGGAAGCUGUGAAAGAUGGCGGAUCUUCCGACUGCAAUUUAAAGGCUUUUUUGGAUGAAUUGGGACAAGGCAGUAUGAUUUAGUGAAAGUUAAAUUGUGUUGAUAUAAAGUUGUGUUACUGAUUGAACUCGUUUCUGGUGUUUUAUGGCUUUCCCAAAGGCUUAGAGUGCUUGUUGUUAGUGUAACUGCAUCCGGAGAAAAGAGAAAUUUCAAAUUUGUAUUCUCCAGCCUAUGAACUAAAAGAUAUCCCCCUAAGUCAUUUGCUUGGCUUGAUCAAUUGAUUUUGAAAUAAAAUUCAUAUUUACUUUGAA